Molecule: messenger RNA, 3828 nt
Organism: Dendroctonus ponderosae (mountain pine beetle)
Lineage: Eukaryota; Metazoa; Arthropoda; Insecta; Coleoptera; Curculionidae
Product: apoptosis-resistant E3 ubiquitin protein ligase 1
Exons: 17
Coding region: 286-3063 (925 amino acids)
Biological process (GO): negative regulation of apoptotic process; proteasome-mediated ubiquitin-dependent protein catabolic process; protein polyubiquitination
Molecular function (GO): ubiquitin-protein transferase activity
Source: RefSeq, a predicted model, not a curated record
CAUAGGAUUAUGGCGAUCCUCUUGUAGGAUUACGGGCGGGUUUACGUAAAUUUUAUUGUCACCCUUAUAGCCAACCAAGCCCCAACUGUUUGUGCCUGGGAACUAAUUAAAGGGCAACACUAAUUAGCGUUUAGCUGCCAUGUUACGCGAUUAGCCAUCCACCAUAGUACAAAGAUUCUUUGAUAUCACGCGCAACGUAUCAAAACGGUAACACAUAUCGAAGUGGAUUCGUCAAUUAAUGCCUUGGAUGUGCUGAAACUUUCGUCCACACCGAUUAUUCACAAUAUGUCCAGCCUAUUUGAGGAGGGCAACGAAAUAUGUUCGAUUGGAAUGACUAUGCAACCGUCCAACAGUGUGUCUUCGGGCAUAUCCUUGCUGACUCAACCGGAACAACUGCCCGAACUACCCGCUCCAGAUGAGCAGCGUCUUCGCGAAGCUGCUGCAGUUUUGCAACAACGUUUGGUGCUCCGCCACUGGCUGGCCAGGCACGGACUGCAGGCAUAUUUAUCCCGGCUACUAGCAGUGGGACUCGCACGAUUAGACGACGCCUAUUGGCUGGAGGAUAACAAAGCGACCCAGGUCUUCACCAAGGACUUGACCGAAUGGUCGGCCGCUCGUCAAUCGUUGCCCACUUCGAAAUCUGAUUUGGACAUUUUAAAGGCGGAUCUCUGGUCGGAAGUGGUGAAAAACAGCCAUCAUCAGGACGCAUGGACAUGGGGUGGUAUGUUGGUUGUAUCAGUAUCAGUAGCAGGCCUGGUUACAUUAGCCGCAAUGACACAACCGUCUUUAGCCCCGGAAGCCAAGCAUUCCUUAUUGCAGUAUGUGACUGGAAAGUACCUUCACCCAUCCAACUGUAAGAUCAACUUUCAGUGGAUUUUGCCUCAUCCAGUGGGCCAAACCAUGUGCUUCACUGUCAACUUUUAUCAACGCAAUGGACAGCCUUAUCCAAUCUGUGAUACCGACAAUUUUAGUGUAGAUAUAGUAGGCGGCACCAGAAAGUUGAAUGUGAUUACUGAAUUGGGAUCACCAACUGAUCCGAAUAGCGCCAAUGUGGCCAAAGUGAAAUUUACCGUCCGACAUGCCGGUCAAUAUCGAAUUUCCGUUAUGGUUAACAACCAACACCUGGCUGGAAGCCCGUUUUUCACCGUGUUUGUAGCGGGCCCGGCUUACGCGCAACGCACAGUAGUGAUAAGACAUUGUAGCACUGUAGUGUGCACAUCUAAUGUGGCCCAUCUCUUGUACAUUGAGCCGCGAGAUCAGUAUGGAAAUUUGUGCAAAUAUGAGUCGGAUGUUCAGCCAACCGAGGGAUACUCGGUCCAAAUAGUCUCGCUAGGAUCGUGCUCUCAAGAAAACAUUCUUCAGAUAGAAGAGAAGUACUCGAUCUCCUUAGAUUACGACUGGGGCACCAAUAGAGUGAGCGUGCAGCUUAAAUUUGUCAAAGAGGGCUGCUAUCAUGCCACCAUCAAGUACAAAGGCACUGAGCUGCAUAAUGGGGACUUCGACAUCAUCGUCCUAAACAGUAUCGAUUGGACUUUGGUGCAGAAAAGCGUGGCCACGAAGAACCACAACAUUUGCUAUGACGCCAAACUGAUUGGAAUAAAGGGCGAGCGCUUGGCUAAGCCGAAGAAAGUGAUGUGUUACGUUUCUCCCAAGCAGUUCAUUAUCAAGGAAUUCCUUUUUAGGUUCAUACCAAAGAGAUUGUUUACGUUUAGGUUGUGUCCUUCCACAAAGUUCAUAUUCCAGUCGGAGACGUUGAAAUUAACCGAAUCUGGUGAUUCUUUCCUCAUUGACGACGGUUGCCAGCCGAGAAUCGAGCUGAUCUCAAAAGAGCGAAACGUUAUAGCGGCAACGUUUGCACAGUUUCUCCUGAAAAAUAUGGGUGGAUCUGAAACGUUCAAAGAUAAACAGGAUUUCUUUUACCAUGAGGUGCGAAAGUACCAUCAGAAGCACUAUCAUGAGAAACUCGCCAUGGAAGUGAGACGGGAGAAACUGUUGGAAAGCAGCAUGAAGUCCACAAAGAACUUCUCGGUGUCCGAUUGGUGUAAAAACUUUGAGAUUACGUUUUAUGGAGAACAAGGCAUCGAUUGGGGCGGACUUCGCAGAGAAUGGUUUGAACUGAUCUGCGCUCAACUGUUUGAUGCAAAGCAUGGCCUGUUUGCCAGCUUCCAUGAAGGACAGCAGUCCUUAGUGCACCCCAACCCCGAUCGGCCGGCGCAUUUGAAACUCAAACACUAUGAAUUUGCCGGAAGAGUUGUUGGCAAAUGUUUGUAUGAAACCGCCCUGGGAGGCUCCUACAGGCAAUUAGUGCGAGCAAGGUUCACUCGGUCGUUUUUAGCGCAAGUUAUUGGGCUGCGAGUUCAUUAUAAGUAUUUCGAGCAAGAUGACCCAGACCUCUAUUUGACAAAAAUCAAGUACCUGCUGGAAAACAACAUAGACGAAAUUGAAACCGAAGUUUACUUUGUAGAGGAAGAGUAUGAUGACACGGGACAACUCUCUCGAAUGGUGGAGUUGCUACCAAAUGGGGCUAAAAUUCGCGUGAGAGACAGUACAAAGCUUCAGUAUCUAGACGCAUUGGCUCAGUACCGAUUAGCCAAUAAAGUUAAGGAUGAAGUGGAGGCGUUCCUCAAGGGUCUCAAUGAGCUGAUCCCGGAUAAUUUGUUAAGCAUUUUCGAUGAGAAUGAGUUGGAAGCCUUUCAGCUACUUCUUUGCGGCACUGGCCAGUACAGUGCAGCCGAUUUACGCGCUCAUCAUGUCUUGAACGGAGACUCUGUGGAGUUUAGACGAGUGGUCGGAUGGUUUUGGGCUGCCGUCGGCAAUUUCACUCAAGAGGAAAUGGCCAGACUGUUGCAGUUUGCUACGGGGUGUUCUCAGUUACCUUCGGGAGGAUUUGCCGAGCUCACGCCUAAGUUUCAAAUCACCGCAGCCCCGACAUUUGGCAACUUGCCUACAGCUCACACAUGUUUCAACCAGCUUUGUCUGCCCGACUACAAUUCGUACGAACAGUUCGAGAAGGCUUUGCUUUUGGCCAUCAGCGAAGGAACAGAGGGUUUCGGCAUGGUUUAGCCUCAGGCUCUUUUGCUACCCACUAUUGCGCCUUUUGUAGUAGGUAAUUUGAUCCAUUAGACUGACCUUAGAAGGAAUAAGACUAAUUUGCUUUUAUUAAUCGCACACACCACUUAGUUGUUAGGUGUUUAAUUGACUUUCUGUAAAUCAGGUCAGAAGGCGGUGUUGGAUAAAGACGAGGAAAAUCUGCUACCUAGACGCUUUUUGCAGUACGAACUAAAACAUUUUGUAAUUUAUUUCCGUUGAAUGACUAUUAUGUAGUGUAACUGGCGGAAGCAAUAAUAUUGAAUAAGGCCUUCUUCGUUUUUCAUGUUUGGUAGAACUGGCUCUUGACGCACGUCUAACACCUACAUUUUCGUUCAGUAUUUUUAUAUAAGGCUUUACUUAAGGUAAAUAAUACAUUGUGAUAUUUUGCUAUUAACCGUACUUAUUAGAGUACAGAAUAGGAAGCAUGUUUAUAUAUUAUAAUGUUGCCAUAUUAUUCGAUUUCCGUUUUUAAUCUUCUCUGUAAAAGUGUAGUUUUCUAUUUUAAUCAUUUUGUAUGUUAGUUAUUAGAGACUGCUGCCAUAUUUUUUGUAGCAUACAUUUUAGUUACGGCACAAGAUUUUCCCAAUUUAUGGGCAAAAAUGUCGAACCGACAAUUACAAGUCCUGAAUGGUAUUGGAAGUAUGAAAUGUUCGGAAACUUUGCCCAUAAUUCUGGUUGUGCACAACCCCAAAGAGUAAGCAUGUAGACUUGUUUACAAAUAAACCGAGUUAAACUUAA